Drosophila serrata is the source of this 5145-nucleotide messenger RNA. It is a transcript of the gene kek1, whose product is annotated as leucine-rich repeat, immunoglobulin-like domain-containing kekkon 1 protein. Lineage: Eukaryota; Metazoa; Arthropoda; Insecta; Diptera; Drosophilidae. The record is from RefSeq and is a predicted model, not a curated record. Gene Ontology annotation, molecular function: protein binding.
AUGCAGAUCAUAGGACUUGCAAUCCUGGUACUGCUGCCUGGAUUUAUCCUGGGCAAUCGCUAUCAUCAUCAGCUGCAUCUCUAUGCCAAUGGAGUGGCAGGAGGAGGAGGAGCAGUUGGAGCUGCGCAGGGAAGUUCCUCAACAUCAUCCAGUCGAUCCUCCCAGUCAUCCCAGAACGAGGUCUACUCCGUGGCUGAUAGUCAACCAAUGACAGAGGAUGGUUACAAUCAGCAUCAUUAUCCACCACCACCACCACCUGGUCAUCACUCCAUGGGCUCUGAACUGGAUCCACCUGCCCAGCAGUUGAGCACCUGUCAGACGGUGUGCGCCUGCAAAUGGAAGGGUGGCAAGCAGACGGUGGAAUGCAUCGAUCGUCAGUUAAUCCAGAUUCCAGAACACAUUGAUCCCAAUACCCAGGUACUGGACAUGUCCGGAAAUAAGCUACAGACCCUGUCCAAUGAGCAAUUCAUUCGCGCCAAUCUCCUCAACCUGCAGAAGCUAUAUCUGCGCAAUUGCAAGAUCGGUGAGAUCGAACGGGAGACCUUCAAGGGUCUCACGAACCUGGUGGAGCUGGAUCUCUCCCACAAUCUCCUGGUUACUGUGCCCAGUCUGGCCUUGGGCUUUAUCUCAUCGCUGAGGGAACUCACCCUGGCCUCCAAUCACAUACACAAAAUCGAGAGCCAGGCCUUUGCGAAUACACCAUCGUUGCACAAAUUGGAUCUGUCACAUUGCGAUAUUCAAACCAUUUCCGCCCAGGCAUUCGGUGGCCUUCAGGGUCUGACUUUGCUCCGUUUGAAUGGGAAUAAACUGAGCGAAUUGCUGCCAAAGACCAUUGAGACAUUGAGCCGUUUGCAUGGCAUUGAGUUGCACGAUAAUCCCUGGCUCUGCGAUUGCCGUUUAAGAGAUACGAAACUGUGGUUAAUGCAACGCAAUAUUCCAUAUCCGGUUGCGCCUAUUUGCUCGGGCGGACCCGAGAGGAUCAUCGAUCGUAGCUUUGCCGAUCUGCAUGUGGAUGAGUUUGCCUGUCGACCGGAAAUGCUUCCCAUUUCCCAUUAUGUCGAGACCUCAGUGGGUGAGAAUGCUCCAAUCAUCUGCAGAGGUCGCUCAAUCCCUGUGGCGAAUAUCAAUUGGUAUUGGAAUGGACGACUUUUGACCAAUAAUUCUGCCUUCACUGCCUACCAAAGGGUACACAUCUUCGAGAAGAUUGAGAGUGGAUUUGAGAAAAUAUCGAAAUUGGUUCUGACCAAUGCCCAGGAAACGGAUUCCAGUGAGUUCUAUUGCGUUGCGGAGAAUAGAGCUGGGAUGGCGGAGGCUAACUUUACGCUACAUGUGAGCAUGAGAGCCGCUGGCAUGGCCUCACUGGGAAGUGGCCAAAUUGUGGGUUUAAGUGCCGCCCUGGUGGCCCUGAUUGUCUUCGCUCUGGGUGUGAUUAUGUGCCUCCUGCUGAGGGUCAAACGGCAACCGUAUGUGGACAGCAAGACCCCCAAUCACAUGGAGGUAAUAACAUCGGUCAAUCAUCAGAAUUCCAUAACGAACAAGACACAACCGGCAACUGGGAAUGGCAGCAUAGGUGGAGUGGUCAUUGCCAAUGGAGCUGUGGCCAAUAUAAUCGAUGGCAGUGUGGUUCAAGCUGGAACUCUGGAGCGGAAGACCAGCAGUGGAGGCAGAGGAGGAUCCCAUGUGGCGCAUGAUCCACGCAGCACAAAUCCUGUACAGAAACCACCGAGACUAACGGAUCUACCAUAUGCCAAUCAAGGAUAUGACAACAAUGGCAGUGUCCUGUCCACGGCCACCUGUUUCAUUUCGCCUACUGGAUCGGCGGGAAAUGGUGGCAAUAAUCCGGAUCUAAUCAAUGACACCCAACGCUUUGGCAGCGAUGAGUUUGCGGAUCUGAAAAUACCACCCAUUAGUGGCGGUGUGGGAGGCAGUGGAGAGUAUAGUCGCGCCAAUGGCUGUGACUCCCUGUAUCCCUCCGGUCUCUGGGAGCACAAUGCAUCCGUGGGUGCCACCUCGGCUGAUGAUCUGUUCAUGAAACGCUAUACGGAUAAGACACCCAUCAUUGAUAGCUCCUCCUCGCAGCUAUAUGAUUUGCAUGAGCGCACCGCGGCCACGGAUUACUUUAGCAAGACAUUUCCCAGGUCGCAUCUACAGCAACAGGGAUUAGUUUCAGCAGGAGGAGGAGUGGGAGUGGGAGGCACUGGAUCCACUGCCUCGACCGUGACCACAAAUCUCUCGGGUGGCUCCUCAUCGGGCGUGGGCGGUGGCUAUCCCAAUGACUAUGGCCUGCCAUUGGUGCCAGGAGCGGAGCAUCAACAUAACCACCAGCUGCAGAUGCAUCCGCUGCAGCAGCUGCAGGCGCAGCUCACCUCCACGCUGAACCAUCAGAAGCAGGAGGGCAGCUCCACUGGCAGCAGUCCGCACUUUAGCAGUCGCACUCUGCCACGACUGCAUGACGCCGGCGGUGGCAGCUCCUCGUCCCGCUCCUCGCCAACGCCCGCCCAGGCGAAUCCAGCCAGCUCAUCCAGUUCCUGCUCGAUCCUGCCCAAUGGUCAGCCCAUCAAUGCCAAGACGAUACGCGUGUGGCAAAAGGGCGGUGUGCCCGUCUUGCCACCGGUGACGGCCCUGAAACGGGCCCUAAUCAGCAGCAGUCGCAACUCACCGGAUGAGGGCUACCAGGAGGGAUGCGGAACGGAUGUGUAAAGCGGCAAAGAUGGCGGAGCCGGAAAAAGGAAACCAAACCAAGAACUGACUAAACUUAACACAGCAAGAGGGAGGAGGCAGCGUCAGCUUCUCCUCCUCCGUUUAGGUAUAUAAAAUAUAUAUAAAAAACAUUCAUAAUAGAUAGCGCAGAAGGUCCUAGGCGAGCAGCGAUUAUUAUUAAUAUUAUUAUUAUAUUGUGCAAGCGAACUGUUUGUGAUAGUGUCUGACAAAAAGGAUAAUGCGAAUGAAGAUAAUAAUUGCCCAAAGCAAAGAGAAAAAAAGCUAAAGCGAAAUCAAUUGCACUAACACUAAAGUAUACUCUCUUCUUGGCAAGUAACUCAACUAAACUAAAACUAAAACCUAAACUAAAUUAAAAUUAACAACUACAACUAAAACUAAAUGGUAAACGUAACGCCUAAGACUAAGAUAUGUACAGUUCAUUUUCUUUAUAGAAAAAACAAAACAAAAUAUAAAACGCAAUCCCAACUCCCUGUAAGAAAAAUAGUCCAACAAAAUUUGAGAAAAGCAAAAUGUAACUAAAUCUAUAAAAUAUAUAUAUGUAUAUGCAUAUGUAUUUAUGUGUAUAUGUGUGUGUGUAAUCCGUGUGUGUAAUUUUCAAUAAGAAAAAGUGUUAAAAAGAAGAAACCCAAAUCCCCCUCCCUCCAGUUUCCCCUCCAAGAAUUAUAAUCGUAAAUCAGAACUGAAUAAAUUCAAAAAAUGGUGUCUCAACAUUUGUAAAAUACACGCAUAUAUAUAUUUGUAUAUGUAUACAGUACGGUAAAUGGUAAAUGGUAAAAAAACUGCAUAAGAACUAACAUAAAUCAUUGUAACUGUGUGUGUAUAUAUUAGAUAUAUCCCGUAGUAAAAAAAGAAUAGAAAAGAAAGCCAAUUCUGAAUCCGACUAUUGUUGAAAUCUUCCCAUGUUCCCCAUAUUAUAAGCUGUGAAAUAAUGCAAGAAAAAACUUAACCAGGUCUCACGAAGGGUUAGCAGUAAAUCAGAAAAUGUUGGAAUUAUUUAAAACUAAUUAUUUAAAUAUGUAUUUUCUUAUACGUUCCAUAUUUAAGAAUCCCCAUUUAAAUUUUAAUUCCCAUUAAAGUAAAACCUAACUGAACUACUUAUAUUAAAAGUCUUUUUCUUGUGUCUUGCACAUUUUAAAAAUUCUCAUCCUAAAAUAUUUAUUCUGAAACAAAUUAAUAUUUAGACCCCAUUUUCAGUUCAUCAAAAGAUAAAAGGUUUCGUGACUUACCCCAUUGUUCUGAAGAAGAUUCUGAAAAAACAAAAAAAUUAUUAUAAUUAGUAUAUUAUUAAUAAUUUCUUUUAUAUACCAUAUUUUAAACUGAUUUCUUAGUAAAUAAUUUCUCUAAAGAAGGUUAUAAUAUACAUUAUAAAUUAUUCUUCUUAAAUUCUUUUCCAAAAAACACACAUUUUUCAUACCAAACUAUUAAUAUUUAACAUCACUCCUCUUAAAAACCAGUCUAUUUACAACUCGACAGCUUGACAACCUUCUCAACAAACCAACUUUUCAGUUAAUUGAAUUUUCUAAUAAAAACUAAUAAAAAUAAAUGUUGACCCAAUUCAAUCAGACAAAAAUACUAUCGUAAUUAAAUUGAAACAGUUUUCUUGGUGACCGAAUAACUACUGAUUUACUGCAAUCCACACAAAAAUGAUAGAAGCUUAUAAAAAUUAAAAUCAACAAAGUUUGUAAAUUUCCCAAUAAAUUAGAGCUAUACAAGGAGAAACCCAACAACAACAAACAAAAAUUGUAAACCAAAUAAAAUUCGCAAAACAAAUCGAAGGGGAAUUGCCCAAGUAAAAGAAGUGGAAAAUAUUCAUCAAAUGCAUACGUAAAUAAACAUAUGUAAAUUGUACUCAAAGUGCACACACAUCACACACACACACACACACAUCAUUUACAUGUAGAUAUGUAUGUCAGUAUGCCAGUUUUUGUCCCUCCUCCUCCCCCCUCACAGGUAAAGAUUUAAAUCAUAUCCACAAGAUAUUAAUUGCCCGUAUGUGCUAAGACUUUAGAUUUAAGGAAAAAGAAAGAAAAACAAAAAUAAGCAAAAGACGAAAACCGAAACAAACACAAAAUAAUAUUUUUAAGGUAAACCAAAGACUUUUUUCUUUGCAUCUAAAUGAGCGCAGGACUUCCUUCUUCAAAGGACUCGCAGCAAACACAGAACACUCACACAAACAAACACACCUACAUCGGAAAGUAAUCUUAAACGAGACAUAAAAGAGCAAGCAAGAAAAAAACCAUAGCAUUUAAGUUGAACCUAUGUAUUAUGUAUUGUAUAAUAUAUAUAUAUAUAUAAACCUACGUAUAGUAAUAUAUAGUCUAUAGAUGUGUACACUUAUCAACAGAGCGGCAUAGCUAACAAGGAGAAAGGAGCCCGCAGACAAAGGCGAGCAUUGAAUGCAUGAAAGCAACUGAAUGAACAACA